Postia placenta MAD-698-R-SB12 is the source of this 1329-nucleotide messenger RNA. RefSeq lists its product as hypothetical. Lineage: Eukaryota; Fungi; Basidiomycota; Agaricomycetes; Polyporales; Adustoporiaceae. The transcript has 9 exons. The record is from RefSeq and is a predicted model, not a curated record. The coding region runs from base 1 to 1329 and encodes 442 amino acids.
AUGGCGCACACUCUCGAGUUUGGCUCUGUCUCUAUCACCUUUCAAUGGCACAACUAUGUUGCGCUUGCUAUCUUGAGUGCGGUGGUGAUCCUAUCCCUCUCACGCAUCUGGCGCGCUCGACUCCCGCACAAUGGCGACGUGCCCACGCGCAGCGACGACCUUUCCGGAUCCUCAGAAAAGAAAGCGCCCAAGCCGCUGCGGUACGGCUCGGGCAAGCUUGAGGGCGGCGCGUGGGACGCGAAGGGGCCUGGCUACCUCCCCGACCCUGAUCCACUAAGCAAUCUCGACCUGAGUACUGCGAGCGUGCGCGACUAUGUGUACGUCAACAAGGUGCUGCGAUACCCGUAUUUCCAGACGAUGGCACACCAGCCAAUGCACAUCAAUGACUGGAUUGAGAUCGAUCGGGAGUACAAAUGGUAUCUGGACGAGAAGGCACGCGUCAUCCGAGAACAAGGCAAAGUAGUCAUCGACUCGCUCCCAGAGAAUGACGCAGCAUGUACCGAAUUGCUCGAGACGCUCGCGGACUACCUUCCCAAACGCUUCCCCACUAUGUUCGACGCCAUUUACGACAACCCGUCUGAACCUGCUAUCGGUAUCGUCAACAAGGUCACCGGCGAGUCAUUCCCGGACGUGCGGACGCUGAGUGGCGUGGACGCGCUCCUUGCUGUCUCGAGACUUGUACAGGACGACUUCCUCAUGGGUCGCGAACGCCCCGAUGGCAAGAUCUACCUCGUCGGCGGGCUGAUCGUCUUCCCCGGCUCGUACCUUCUUUCGGAAAAGAUCGGCCAACCGCUGCACGAGCUGCACGGGUCUGUGCCGCACUUCAACAAGAUGCUCAUGAGCGUCGAGCGCACAAUGGCGCGCUUCGCGCCCGACCGCCCCUUCGAGCGGGCAAGCUGGAUGAUUGUCGACGACCGCGAACUCUUCUGGCAUAACAUCAUCUCAGGGACGAUGCCUGCGGAUAUGCACCCGAAGGACCUCUUCCUGCGCAUCGACCACCAGACGUUCCGCAAGCUGCCCAAGACGCGGGGGAUUAUGUUUGGCGUACAUCCCGUCCUGAAGCGCAUCGGUGACCUUGCAGACAGUCCACUCGUCCCAGCAUUGCUUGCGAAGAUACAUACCGAGGCGGAUCGUGAGCUCAUGGGCUACAAGAAAUCGGAGAAAUACACCGGUGUGCUGGUCCCGUACCUGCAGAAGCUCACAGAGCAGCAGAUUGCAAAGGGUCUUGUCAGUCGGAAGGUGUAUCUGAUGCUUGUGCUCCUCUCGAAAAGGCCAGACGACGUAGAGGAGGCGGCGAUGUUCCGCGAGCAGGCGAAUAUGACUACUUGA